AUGAGUGAUACAGCAAAUGAUGAUAAUGAAAUAAUUCCUCAAUUUAAAUGUCCUGAUUGGGGAACAGUUCCACCUUAUAAUGCAUAUCUAGAAGUAUCAAAGAAUAAAGAAGUAAUAGAAACAAUCAAGCUAAAUACAAACAAAUCACAUGUCUUUGGUAGAAGCGGUGAGUUUUCACAGAUAACAUUGGAUCAUCCUUCAGUAUCGAGAAGACAUGCUGCUUUGGUAUAUCAUGGUGCCAAUGACAGAUUCUAUCUUAUAGAUUUACAAUCAGCUAUGGGUACAUUUGUAAAUGGUGAAAGAAUCAAAGAGAAUCAACCGGUUUCAGUAAAAGAGGGAUUCAAGUUUUCGUUUGGUUCAUCAUCGAGAACUUACGUUUUGAAAGGUAUCUCUGGCAGUAGCAACAACAGCAGUAAACCAGCAGGACCAUCAAAAGUAUCGGUCAGACAUCUCUUGGUGAAACAUCGUGAGUCAAGAAAUCCAAGAUCAUGGCGUCAAGACAAUAUCACUAUCACCAAAGAAGAGGCAAUCAAACAACUUCAAGAAUAUAGAAAUCAAAUUCAAACAGGUCAAAACAGUUUCGAAUCACUCGCUAAACAGUUUUCCGAUUGCAGUAGUGCCAAACACGGUGGAAUGUUAGACGCAUUCACCAGAGGUCAAAUGCAAAAGCCAUUCGAAGAUAUGUCAUUUUCAUUACAAGUAGGUCAAUUAAGUGAUAUUGUAUCAACAGAUUCAGGUGUACAUAUUAUUGAAAGAAUGGCAUAG
This is a messenger RNA of Heterostelium album PN500, 765 nucleotides long. RefSeq lists its product as uncharacterized. NCBI's taxonomy places the organism in Eukaryota, Evosea, Eumycetozoa, Acytosteliales, Acytosteliaceae. Gene Ontology annotation, molecular function: protein binding; peptidyl-prolyl cis-trans isomerase activity. The record is from RefSeq and is a predicted model, not a curated record. The transcript is spliced from 4 exons. Gene Ontology annotation, cellular component: cytosol; nucleus. The coding region runs from base 1 to 765 and encodes 254 amino acids.